Molecule: messenger RNA, 861 nt
Organism: Chrysemys picta bellii (western painted turtle)
Lineage: Eukaryota; Metazoa; Chordata; Testudines; Emydidae
Source: RefSeq, a predicted model, not a curated record
CAGCGCUCUGCGCCUAGUAAAUGGGAAGCGGUUGGAAUGGAGUAAACUCCCAGGAAUUGGGCCGGGCCGUGCGGUGCCGUGGGGAACCGAACAGGCGGACNGGGGGAGGCGCCGCGCUCCGGCGAAGGGGAUGAGGUGACGAGAGCCAUGGCGAACGACGGAGGCAGGAAGCAGUUCUGGAAGCGGAGCGGCUCGAAGGUGCCGGGGAGUAUCCAACAUGUGUAUGGAGCUCAGCAUCCUCCUUUUGAUCCAUUGUUGCAUGGAACCUUGAUAAAACCAGGAUCCAAGCCGCCUGUAACUCCUGUGAAAUUGAAGAAAGUCAGUACCUUCCAAGAAUUUGAAAGUAACACAAGUGAUGCUUGGGAUCUUGGGGAUGAUGAUGAUGAACUUCUAGCAAUGGCAGCUGAAAAUUUAAAUACAGAUGUAGUCAUGGAAACUGCUAACAAAGUAAUUCAGAAUCACAGCAAGCUACAAGAACAGCAUAAACUGCAGGAGGAACAGCUACAGGAAGACAAACCAGUACCAUUUUCAGAAUUGCCUUCAGUGGCGUUUGGUGACAACAGGCUGGUUAAGUCAGUCAGUGAAAGUCAUGCAUCAAGUUCUGCAGAGAGUGUUAGUGAAAAUUCUUCCAUGCAGAGGUCACAGUCCCUUCCACAUGCUCCAACAGAUCCAUUAGAGGGUGAAGAGGCAGACGACAAUACGUUAGCUACUCCGGCACUAACUGAAAGAGAGGCAUUCAGAUUAGACAAAUUUAAGCAACUACUUGCUGGUCCUAACACAAAUCUUGGUAAGUACUUUAAAAAUAAAAACGAUGUGGAUUUUAACAGAAGAACUCCUACUUUGAUUAUUUUUGCAAUUUGA